UUUGUUUGUUUUUUUUUUUUUUGGUAGAAAAUCAGCGAAAAAAAUUUCAUUGUUUGAAAUAACUGAGAGCAACAACAAAAAGAAUCGUCUUUUUGAUACAGCGCAAGCAAUCGGGAUCAUUGUCAGUGAACGUGAAUUGUAUGCGAAUUUUUGACUGUUAUGUGAUCAAGUUCUCUUUAGCGGCCACGAAAUAAUAUUUUGUUGUAUUGGUGUUGAUGACUUCAUUUCGUAGUUAAACAACGCUAAUUCACAAUCAAAAUUAAAUACUAAAUAUUGAAUACAAUUGGUGUAAAAAUGAAUGGUAAUGGCAUCAAAAUGUCUGGAAGGUCGUCAAGUCAACGCUCAAUAAACGAUUACCCGGAGCAUUUGAACCCAUUUUACGAGGAUGAGAAUCACAAACGCUUGAGAUUUUGGAAGCUCGGAAGCGAUAAACCAAAUCGCAGCAAUAGUUUCAGCAUAGAUGGGCUAAAAGGUCUUUGGUCGUUUAAAACAUUCAAAUUGAAGAAGAAAUCGUCAUCAUUGGGAAUAAAUAAAACGUCUGAAAGUCCGCCUAUGCUACGGCAUGAUGAUCGAUAUGGAAGCCAAACAACAUAUGAUGGACGUAUGCGACAUACCGUCGACAUUGGUUUGAGCAACAAUUUUGAACGUGGUGCACCCUGUCGAAGUUCUUUGCAGGAUUUAAAUUCGAUCUCCCGUAAUCAAAGCGAGAAUUUUUUCAUACGUAAUAAUCGCUAUCGAAGUACCAUUCAAGCUGGUAAUUCGGGUAUAUCACAACAAAAUCGGGCUCAAAGCAAUACAACAAUUGGUUCAGCAACGCCCGUGCUUCGAUCACGUUACAAUCCAACCUUGUCCAGAGGUUCAUCGCAGCUAAGUGUAAAUAGCACAAAUCCAUUCGAUGACGAAUUUGAAACCAUCAGUCAAAUCGAAAGCCCGCAACGAUCUUCAAUCCGUCAUUCAGCUCGAAAGAAACGUCGUGCUCCACAACCUCCAGUUUCGCCGAAUAAACCUAAUAUUGCUACUGUAGACGAAACCAAGGUCGAAUGCGAAACUGAUAACGAUCUUAAUGAGACUGUGAAUAUUACAAAUUUAACUGCUGAAAUUGAAUCGUUUGUUCGUACAGCCGACACCGAUAAAGAAACGAUUAAAUCUAAAGAAGCCGAAUCAAGUGCUCUGAAAAUUGAAGAGACUUAUGUGGAUAUUAAAGAGAAUGGAAAUGAAAAAUUAAAAAUUUCACGACAGAGCCCCGAAAGUAAUGACUAUUAUCCGCAUGAUGAUCAUUGCGAAGAAAUACCUAUGGAAAAAAUACAGAAUUUGGGCACAACCGAUGUUAAUAGUAAUAAACGUUGCAAACAAAGUCCGGUCAAAAUAUUGAUCAGAGCUCCGACUGAUGAAGAGACUACAUUGGUAAUAGAUGAAGAACCAACAUUGGAAGAAGAACAUAAAAUAGAGUAUAAGCAAUCCGAAAAUGAUAACUAUGAUACCAAGGAUACGGAACAAGAAAUUAUCAUCGUAAAACAUGAUGUUAGAGAGUUUACACAUAAUAAUCCAAAGGAAGCGUUGCACCAAGAAGAAAAGGUGUUGCAUGAAUCAAAAACGCCGCAUGAAGAAGAAAAAGUGUCACAAGAAGGAGAAAAAGAAAUGUCCCAUGAAGAACCUGAAAUAAAUGAUGCUGAAAAAAUGGAGACAAAAGAACCGAGUGAGUCCAUCAAAAUAGUUGAAGACACCGAAGGAACUACCACACCGACCAGUUCUGCUGUCGAAUUCAUUCUUGAGAAUGAAAAUAUGACUGAUUCAUCUGAAGUCACCGUACUCAAAAUCACCGAAUCAAACGAAGAUUUGAGUAAAUUGGAACCUGCUCAAAACGACACAGAAAAUCAAACAAUCAUUAAAGAUCCCGUUGUGACUGAAUCGAAUAGAUCGACAUUUAGGUUUGAAGUUCGAUCGGUUCCAUUGAAAUUCGAUUCACCAAAAACCAGAAAAAAAGACAUUGGAACCGAUGGUGGUAAGAAAAGAGAACCACCAACACCACCACAAAGACGACGAUCGGUGAAAGAAAUUAUUGAAUCGAUAAAUAAAUGCCAAAGCCUUUUAAAAGUAAAUCACGAUCUAAAAACGGACAAAAGUGAAAAAGACAAAAUAAACACUGAUUUAUGCCAAGCAUCGUCGUCGUCCUCGAUGAAAACAUUUAAGAGCAAAAGUUCAUUUUCCGAUCGCAAUAUGAACGAUUCGAUUGAGAAACAAUAUGAAAAUAAGAAAAUGUUUAGUGAUAUCACCGAAGUGAAUAAUAAUGCCAAAACCGACGAUAUGAGCAAUAUUCCAUUGUUUGUUGAGAAAUUCAACGAGUUUAAUAAUAAUAAUCCGAAUUCGAUAUUCGAAAAAUGCAAGGUACGGGACAAAACAUCAAACGAUGAAAAAGUAUCGAAUGUUGAAUGGAAUCCGGUGCCAAAGCCUCGUCGUCAUCGAAACUCCACACAGGGAUCGAUUAAUUAGGAAAGAAAUCAUCGAAACCAAUGUGCAGAAGUUAGGUUUUGGUAUGUCUUGGAAAUUGUUUGUAUAUAUACUGUACACUCGGUAUUUAAUAUGCAAGCGUACGCUCAAGAUAUCUGGCACCGAAUUUCCAUAAAUAAGCCAGAUGUUUACUAUAUUUUAGCCUAAAAUAGAUUAAUUUAAAUGUCGUGAUGUAUGAUCAUAUGAAUUUUAAUAGAGUAAAGAUAACAAACAUGCAGGACGAAUCCAUUGUUAUGCCGUUGAACAUUUCUGAUGAGAAGCUUGUAGUUAUAUAUUUAUUUGUAUAUGCAUUGAAUAAAAUAUCAUAUCGAUUGCA
This is a messenger RNA of Contarinia nasturtii (swede midge), 2824 nucleotides long. Its product is annotated as kinesin-like protein KIF20B. The coding region runs from base 295 to 2490 and encodes 731 amino acids. The record is from RefSeq and is a predicted model, not a curated record. The transcript is spliced from 5 exons. NCBI's taxonomy places the organism in Eukaryota, Metazoa, Arthropoda, Insecta, Diptera, Cecidomyiidae.